AUGAACGAAGAUCUUGACGAACCCAUUGUACCUCUAGUUACGAAUGGCAAGGGUCGACUUGACCAAAAAGACGAUGUAAAAAGUGAUGAACGACGACGUCACAGGAGUGGUUCGCGAACUUCUAGUCACAGACAGAGAUCGCAUUCCCGAAAUCGAAGUCAUCGUAAACGAAGAUCACGUUCUAGAUCGCGAGAGAAAACACGACGACAUAGUCGUUCUAAAUCGCGUGAGCGUGAAAAAAGACGGCGGAGUAGAACUCGUUCUCGAGAAAGAGAAAGAGUAAAAGAAAGAGAAAAAGAAAGAGACAGAGAAAGAGACAGAGAAAGAGAUAGAGAAAGAGAUAGAGAAAGAGAUAGAGAAAGAGAUAGAGAAAGAGAUAGAGAAAGACGACGUAGAAGUCGCUCACGCAGAAAAAGUAGAAGUCCCAGCAGAUUUAGUGAUCGUCGGAGACGUUCACCAACCCCACCAUUAGAUGAAGAGGAACGGGAUAAACGUACAGUAUUUGUCAUGCAAUUGGCUGCGCGCCUUCGAACUAGAGAACUUGCAGAAUUUUUCUCAUCAGCUGGAAAGAUCAAAAGGGUGAUUGGUUAUGUGGAAUUUUAUGAUGAAGAAUCUGUUCCAAAAGCUCUAUCUUUGACUGGACAAAAACUUUUGGGCAUUCCUGUGAUUGUACAAUUAACUGAAGCGGAAAAAAACAGACAAGCCAGGCUGGCUGAACAAGCAGCUUCGCAUGCAACCGAUAUCGCAUAUCAUCGGUUAUAUGUGGGAUCUGUUCAUUUCAAUUUAACAGAAGACGACUUGAGACAAGUCUUCGAGCCAUUUGGACCUUUGGAAUUUGUUAACUUACAUAAAGAUCCUGAAACCGGUCGUUCUAGAGGAUUUGCCUUUAUUCAAUAUAAAAAUCCAGAAGACGCUAAACAAGCAUUGGAAAAAAUGAAUGGGUUUGAAUUGGCCGGAAGAACUAUUAAAGUAGGUCUUGUUACGGAUAAGAGUAAUGGCAUGAAUCUGAAUCUCGAUGAUGGUGAUGUUGCUGGUUUGGCUCUCAAUGCGCAAUCGAGGGUGGAAUUGAUGCAAAAAUUGGCUCGCGAUACUGAUUUAAUUGCUCCUACGACACAACCUAUCAUGACAGAACCACCAAAACCUAUUCAGCCAAGAGUGAACCCGACUCGUUGUGUACUAUUAAAAAAUAUGUUUAAUCCUGAAGAGGAAACUGAAUCCAAUUGGGCAGAAGAACUCGAAGAUGAUGUGAGAUCGGAAUGUGAAAAAUUUGGAACGUUGGUUCAUAUUAGUGUUGAUAAAGAAUCAGACGGUGACAUCUACAUGAAAUUUGAUGGAGUAACCGCUGCCCAAAAUGCUGUUAACGGACUUAAUGGAAGAUGGUUCGGGGGCAAUCAAAUCGCUGCAGUUUUCAUUCUUGAUAUGUUUUAUAACGUUCGAUAUCCCAAAGCACUAAAUCUAUGA
Diversispora eburnea is the source of this 1461-nucleotide messenger RNA. Lineage: Eukaryota; Fungi; Glomeromycota; Glomeromycetes; Diversisporales; Diversisporaceae. The record is from the annotation of a GenBank genome assembly.